AUGGCGGAAUUCGUACGAGCCCAAAUCUUCGGAACCACAUUCGAAAUUACCUCGAGGUAUUCAGAUUUGCAACCGGUGGGAAUGGGCGCAUUCGGCCUGGUCUGCUCCGCCAGAGACCAGCUGACUAACCAGAAUGUUGCCAUCAAAAAGAUCAUGAAGCCCUUCAGCACUCCGGUUCUUGCGAAGCGGACGUACCGAGAGCUGAAGCUGUUGAAGCACCUCCGACACGAGAACGUCAUUUCUCUCAGCGAUAUCUUCAUUUCGCCCCUCGAGGAUAUCUACUUUGUAACCGAACUUCUUGGCACAGACUUGCACCGUCUGCUCACUUCGCGGCCCUUGGAGAAACAGUUCAUCCAAUACUUCCUCUACCAGAUCAUGCGGGGUCUAAAAUAUGUUCACUCAGCUGGCGUGGUCCAUCGUGACUUGAAGCCUAGCAAUAUUCUCGUCAACGAAAACUGUGAUUUGAAGAUCUGCGACUUCGGACUGGCACGUAUCCAGGAUCCCCAGAUGACUGGUUACGUCUCGACGAGAUACUACCGAGCCCCCGAGAUUAUGCUCACCUGGCAAAAAUACGACGUCGAGGUCGACAUUUGGAGCGCUGGAUGCAUAUUCGCAGAAAUGCUCGAGGGCAAGCCUCUGUUCCCCGGAAAGGAUCACGUCAACCAGUUCUCCAUCAUCACCGAGCUCCUCGGAACACCCCCUGAUGAUGUAAUCAACACGAUCGCCAGCGAGAACACAUUGAGAUUUGUCAAGUCCCUGCCCAAGCGGGAGAGACAGCCGCUGAAGAACAAGUUCAAAAAUGCCGAUCCUGCUGCCAUUGAUCUUCUCGAGCGCAUGCUUGUAUUCGACCCUAAGAAGCGAAUAACAGCAACGGAAGCCCUCGAACACGAAUAUCUCGCGCCGUACCAUGACCCUACUGACGAGCCCGUCGCCGAGGAGAAGUUCGAUUGGAGUUUCAACGAUGCUGAUCUGCCAGUUGACACUUGGAAAAUCAUGAUGUACUCGGAGAUUCUUGAUUACCAUAACGUGGAAUCGAAUGGGGGAAACAACCCACCACAAAUGGAUGAACAGUACAAUGGUCACUAG
Messenger RNA from Pseudomassariella vexata, 1086 nucleotides. RefSeq names its product mitogen-activated protein kinase HOG1. Gene Ontology annotation, cellular component: nucleus; cytoplasm. The transcript is spliced from 7 exons. Lineage: Eukaryota; Fungi; Ascomycota; Sordariomycetes; Amphisphaeriales; Pseudomassariaceae. The record is from RefSeq and is a predicted model, not a curated record. The coding region runs from base 1 to 1086 and encodes 361 amino acids. Gene Ontology annotation, biological process: cellular response to oxidative stress; osmosensory signaling pathway; protein phosphorylation. Gene Ontology annotation, molecular function: ATP binding; MAP kinase activity.